Musa acuminata subsp. malaccensis (wild Malaysian banana) is the source of this 1960-nucleotide messenger RNA. RefSeq names its product glycosyltransferase BC10. Gene Ontology annotation, molecular function: glycosyltransferase activity. Lineage: Eukaryota; Viridiplantae; Streptophyta; Magnoliopsida; Zingiberales; Musaceae. Gene Ontology annotation, cellular component: membrane. The record is from RefSeq and is a predicted model, not a curated record.
CAACCGAAGAUAUAAAUAUCCUUUUUUACCUUAUUUUCCAAAUAACAAGCGAAGAAAAUUUCUCGUUGAAGCGAGGGAGAGACCGGCAGGUGCUUCCCCUCUGUCCGCGCGAGAGUGCCAGGGAGCGAGCGAGAGGGAAAGCCAUAUAUGCACGCAUAACCUAACAAAAUGAAUGGGGAAGAGUUCUUGAUCGGUAGUUAUUUUAUUGGGCUCUUCAAAUCUCCCCUAUUUGGACUUCCUUUUCCAUCGUCCUGUCUCCUCCCUUCUCCUCGGUAGAUCUCUCCUCCCUCCGGUUCCAUUGCGGAUAUUGUCAUCGGGCGAUCCCUCCGCGGGCUCCGCGGCGUUGGAGUCCGAGGUAAUUGUUCAACUGUUUGAUGAAAUUGUAUUCGUUUGCUCUCCUCCAAGAAAAUUAGUUAUGUGACGCAUAGACAGCUUUGGCACAUGUUUUGCAGUUGGAUCAUGUCUGGCUGACGAUUCCUAUGCACUCUGUAUACUAUGCCCUGUGCGUGAUGCUUUCACAUGCAAAUCCAAUGGCCGUGUCUGAUGAUGAAGAAGGAAUCUUUAUAGGUUAGACUGCUCUAAUGAGAAGAAGAAGAAGAACACGAUGAAGGUACCACAGGCAUGGCAGCUAGGCAAUGGGAACACACACAUUAUACCAGGACCAAGCAGCAGACCAACCGCAAGGUCACCUAGAUGGAUAAUCAUUUUGAUAUGCUUGGUAUGUGUCUCCUUGAUUGGGGUGUAUGCAUAUCCACCUCGGCGGUUUUCAGCUUGCUACUUCUUUUCUUCAAGUGUUUGCAGCCCACAUAACGAUUGGCUGCCUCCUAUAGCACGGGAACUUACCGAUGAUGAGAUUGCUUCUCGUGUUGUCAUUAAAGACAUUCUUUCCAUGCCAUUAAUUCAACCAGAGAAUCCCAAAAUUGCUUUCAUGUUCUUGACUCGAGGUUCACUGCCAUUCGAAAAACUCUGGGAGACAUUCUUUCUGGGCCAUGAAGGGAGAUAUUCCAUCUAUGUACAUGCAUCACAAGAGAAGCCAGUGCAUGUGAGUCCUUUAUUUGUUGGCCGAGGCAUUCGGAGCACCAAGGUUAUAUGGGGUAAAAUUUCUAUGGUUGAGGCAGAAAAGAGGCUCCUGGCAAAUGCACUCCAUAACCCUGAUAAUCAACAAUUUAUUUUGCUCUCUGACAGUUGUGUUCCUCUUCAUAAUUUUGAUUAUGUUUACAACUAUUUAUUGGGAACAAAUGUCAGCUUCAUUGACAGCUUUUGGGAUCCUGGUCCACAUGGUAAUGCCAGAUAUACAGAGCAUAUGUCGCCUGAGAUUGAAGAGAAGGACUUCAGGAAGGGUGCACAGUGGUUCACAAUGAAGCGAAAGCAUGCUUUAAUAGUUAUGGCAGACAACCUUUAUUUUACAAAGUUCAGGCUUUAUUGCAAGCCAGGUUUUGAUGGACGUAAUUGUUAUGCUGAUGAACACUAUCUGCCGACUCUGUUCAAUAUGAUUGAUCCCACUGGCAUUGCAAACUGGUCGGUGACACACGUGGAUUGGUCCGAAGGAAAGUGGCAUCCAAAAGCAUAUCAGGCUAAGGAAGUGACAUAUGAACUCCUGAAGAACAUAACUUCUAUUGAUGAGAAUUAUCAUGUCACAAGUGAUGAUAAGAAAGUCAAGACGGUGUCGCCUUGUUUGUGGAACGGAAUGAAGAGGCCGUGUUAUUUGUUUGCCAGGAAAUUUUUGCCUGAAACCCUUGACAAUUUGAUGCAGCUGUUCUCCAUCUACAGAGUCAUUUAAGUUAUCUUCCCCAUUCCAUUAUUUUGCGAUGUCUGCACCAGACCUUCCCAUGCUUGUGAGAAGUCAUUUAUGCUGUAAGAAUGGUCGUAAAUUUGUGAAAUUCCAUUUCUUUCAGUACCAAUCUGGGCCUGUAAAUGGUGUGGAAUAAUUGUUGAGGCCAAUGGAGGAGUCUUUUGAGUA